This is a messenger RNA of Mandrillus leucophaeus (drill), 1002 nucleotides long. RefSeq names its product phenylethanolamine N-methyltransferase (gene PNMT). The transcript is spliced from 4 exons. Lineage: Eukaryota; Metazoa; Chordata; Mammalia; Primates; Cercopithecidae. The record is from RefSeq and is a predicted model, not a curated record. The coding region runs from base 1 to 912 and encodes 303 amino acids. Gene Ontology annotation, molecular function: phenylethanolamine N-methyltransferase activity. Gene Ontology annotation, cellular component: cytosol.
AUGGACGAGGCCCGCAUCAAGCGGGUCCAGGAACCCACGGUGGCAGGAGCUGGGCUGGUGGCCUACCCAGGGCAGAAGGCAAAGCUGGAGUGUGGGCUGCGAGAGGAGAGGGGUCAGAGCCCCUGCAUCCGCAGGACCCCAAAUCGGCUGGGCCCCAAGGCCCGGACUGCGCCCCCUGGUGGCCCUAGCGGCCCUCGGCGAAUGCGUCCUGCCUCUCCUCCGCCCAAGCCCUCUGCCCUCACCUGGGUCCGGUGCUCCCGACGUGGUGAAGUGUCCGGACGCACCCUCAUCGACAUUGGUUCAGGCCCCACCGUGUACCAGCUGCUCAGCGCCUGCAGCCACUUUGAAGACAUUACCAUGACAGAUUUCCUGGAGGUCAACCGCCAGGAGCUGGGGCGCUGGCUGCGGGAGGAGCCAGGAGCCUUCAACUGGAGCAUGUACAGCCAGUAUGCCUGCCUCAUCGAGGGCAAGGGGGAAUCCUGGCAGGAGAAGGAGCGCCAGCUGCGAGCCAGGGUGAAGCGGGUCCUGCCCAUCGACGUGCACCAGCCCCAGCCCCUGGGUACUGGGAGCCCAGCGCCCCUGCCUGCCGACACCCUGGUCUCUGCCUUCUGCUUGGAGGCUGUGAGCCCAGAUCUUGCCAGCUUCCAGCGGGCCCUGGACCACAUCACCACGCUGCUGAGGCCUGGGGGGCACCUCCUCCUCAUCGGGGCCCUGGAGGAGUCGUGGUACCUGGCUGGGGAGGCCAGGCUGAUGGUGGUGCCAGUGUCUGAGGAGGAGGUGAGGGAGGCCCUGGUGCGUAGUGGCUACGAGGUCCGGGACCUCCGCACCUACAUCAUGCCUGCCCACCUUCAGACAGGUGUAGAUGACGUCAAGGGCAUCUUCUUCGCCUGGGCUCAGAAGGUUGGACUGUGAGGGGCCAGCGUACCUGGUGCCCUGUGGCCCCUACCCACCUGGAUUCCCUGUUCUUUGAAGUGGCACCUAAUAAAGAAAUAAUACCCUGCC